Messenger RNA from Solenopsis invicta (red fire ant), 1848 nucleotides. RefSeq names its product COP9 signalosome complex subunit 4 (gene CSN4). Lineage: Eukaryota; Metazoa; Arthropoda; Insecta; Hymenoptera; Formicidae. Gene Ontology annotation, cellular component: COP9 signalosome; cytosol. Bases 115 to 1350 code for a protein of 411 amino acids. The record is from RefSeq and is a predicted model, not a curated record. The transcript is spliced from 8 exons.
AAACGCGAGCAGCAGCGAGCAUGUCCGCGAACAUCUUUCGGGCCUCUCUCUAGUAUAGAAGACGGUAAGCAGUAGCAGUAGCAGCGGUGGCAAGUGAAAUCAUCGCGAGAGAAGAUGAUAGUGACAGUGGCUUCUGUGCGCCAACAACUCAGUAAUUUGGCGCAUUCCGGCGGUUCUCACAAAGACCAGGCCGAGAAAUACCGCUCAACUCUGGACACGAUAUUGUGUUCUUCCGGCGAGGAGCAAGUCGAUGCUCUGAAGACGUUCAUCGAAGCAAUUGUGAAUGAAAACGUGAGCUUGGUAAUCUCAAGACAAGUACUAACCGAUGUAAGCAGUCGUUUACUGUUUUUACCUGAUGAAAUAUCAAAGGCUGUUUCGCAUUAUACACUGGACAAGGUUCAACCACGUGUGAUUUCCUUUGAAGAACAAGUAGCUAGCAUAAGACAACAUUUAGCUGAUAUUUAUGAACGUAAUCAGAACUGGCGAGAAGCUGCAAACGUUUUAGUUGGAAUACCACUGGAAACAGGACAAAAGCAAUAUACUAUUGAUUACAAACUCGAAACUUAUCUUAAAAUUGCCAGAUUAUAUUUAGAAGACGAUGAUCCAGUACAGGCCGAAGCAUUUAUCAAUCGUGCAUCACUUUUACAGGCCGAGUCUAAAAAUGAACAGUUACAAAUAUAUUACAAGGUGUGCUAUGCAAGAGUACUAGAUUAUAGAAGAAAGUUUAUAGAAGCAGCUCAGAGGUACAAUGAGUUAUCAUAUAGGUCCAUCAUUCACGAAGAUGAACGCAUGACUGCUCUUAGAAAUGCAUUGAUUUGCACAGUAUUGGCUUCUGCAGGACAACAGAGAAGUCGAAUGCUGGCCACAUUGUUCAAAGACGAACGCUGCCAACAACUUCCUGCUUAUUCAAUACUCGAGAAAAUGUAUUUGGACCGUAUUAUUCGACGGUCUGAACUGCAAGAGUUUGAAGCGUUAUUACAGCCUCAUCAGAAAGCGUGCACUAUCGACGGAUUAGGUUCCACUAUACUCGAUCGUGCCGUUAUCGAGCAUAAUUUAUUGUCGGCUAGUAAAUUAUACAAUAACAUCUCGUUCGAAGAAUUAGGCGCUCUGUUGGAUAUUCCACCCACUAAAGCGGAAAAAAUUGCCAGUCAAAUGAUUACUGAAGGAAGAAUGAAUGGAUAUAUAGAUCAAAUCGAUUCUAUAGUACAUUUCGAAACACGUGAGACCUUACCUACAUGGGACAAACAGAUACAAUCGUUAUGUUAUCAGGUGAAUCAAAUAAUCGAGAAAAUAGCUCAAACGGAGCCAGAAUGGAUCGCAAAAGCAAUGGACGAUCAGAUGGUGCAUUAAUAUAGAUUUUGUUUAACACAGAAAAAUGUCAAAUAUGGAAUACGGGAAUCAUUUACAAUAUGUACACGAUACACAGCCAGCCAAAAUAGUGAAUAUUUAUAUAGCUCAUUAUCGAGACAAAUAUCGUCCAAUGCACGCUCAUUCAUUAAAUUUGAUUAUUUUCUAACAAAAUCUUUUGUUCCAGAAAUUUAUCCACAUUGUUUUUAGAAUUGACAGUAAUCAAUAUUGCGUAUUUAAAAUAUUAUUUAAUGGAUAUUUCAUCCUUGUAAUGCUCUGCAAUACCAAUUAUACCAUUAUACCAUUUCAUAACGCUUAUUAAAGAGUAACUAAAAAAUUAAUAUAAUUUUACCAUACACAGAUAGACAUACAAAUGAAUUAAAAUUUACUCUAAAAAAAUUUAAAAGGGUUGUUUAUUUGCAAUUGAUUUAGAUAAGAUCAUCGUAGAGGAGAAAAACAAUGUAAGUUCUUCUUGUAAAUAAAUCACAUUCGUACUUCGUA